Molecule: messenger RNA, 909 nt
Organism: Branchiostoma belcheri (Belcher's lancelet)
Lineage: Eukaryota; Metazoa; Chordata; Leptocardii; Amphioxiformes; Branchiostomatidae
Product: integumentary mucin A.1-like
Exons: 4
Coding region: 59-847 (262 amino acids)
Source: RefSeq, a predicted model, not a curated record
AUAGAUUCUUGUUCGGUAUAUAUAUUGACUUCAGUCUACGACACAGCGACUACGCAAGAUGCCGCCCGCCAUUUUCUUCCCCCUCCUGUUUCUCCUGGCCUGCGCUGCCGAAGGCCGGGUCCUGCUGACCGGCUGUCUGUACUCGGACGGGCAGGUGUAUCCUCCCGGCGAGUUCAGCCCGGACAGGUGCACCAGCUGCACCUGCAUGGCGACGCAGGUGUCCGCCGGACGGUACAAGUACCGUCCCAAAUGUAUCAGCACCUGCAACCAUGAUGCAAGGGAUACACGGACCACCACUCCGACCACCACUUUCUGGACAACAACCACGCAACAACUUCCUUGCUGGGCCUACCUAAAGUUCACCUGUCCUGACCUGGACUGUCAGGGUCAUGGCUCCGUACCUCACGACUAUCACAACUGCAGGUGUGGCUACUGCAUCUGCCCAACCGAUCCAUCCUCGGGUACCACCAGCCGUCCGUGGUCCUGCCCUACCACGGUCUAUACCACGGUCCCCACCACCACUCCUACCACCACCACCGCCUUAACCACUCCUACCACCACGGUCCCCACCACCACGGUCCCCAUCACCACCAUCACCACCCGCCCUUGGGCAUGUUGGCUGCAAUCCUGGAGGUUCACCUGUCCCUACAACAAGCCCUGUGUAGACGCUACACCGGACGACUACUCCAACUGUAGUUGUGGACAUUGUCCAAACGGACCCAACUGCUACGCCUGGGACGGAUCCAUUAUACCUGCGGGGGAAGCUGUUGAGGUGGACGGUGCCACUUGCCAGUGUCCUGACCACAGCUCAUAUGCCAACUGUGACGUAGGCACCCUCACUGGCUGAGCGAUGGGUCCACACGUCACAUAUCUGAGGAUACAUUAAAAAGAGAAAGAUGUGACGAAAAA